AUGGAAUCGAGUCAAUCGACCGAGUCGUUCGUGUGUGAAAAUCAGUCAAGUGACGAUGACGGCUGUGACGUUUACCAUGAUGUUGAGCGCGAACAAACAAUACGAAAUUUAUCUGUAAGUAUUGCGGGACUGAAAAGAGUACUUUGCGAUGCCGAUGCGGGCGAUGCCGAUUCUCAAGAUGAAAAUAUUGUAAUUAUUCCUGAGAAGAAAAGCCUCAAACAAUCGGUCGUUGCGAAUUCUGCAACAUCUGCAUGUAGGAGUAUUCUGUCGUUUUUUAAAAAACCUGUGCAAUCUGGUCGUAUUAAUAAUGAUGAAUUCGAUGAUACGCAAAAUGUGGCGCCGGCGGUUGUGCAUGUGAUUCCUUCUGAAAGAAGAAAUAUUAGAAAUUCUAGCGAAAUUCUGGGUACAGUGGGGGCAUCAGGUCAGGAAAAGCGUGCAACAAGUAAAAAUGAAGGACAGGGUACUCGAGACUAUUCAAAAAAUAAAAGAGUUUGUCUUUUGUGUGCAAAAAGUGACGAUACAAAAUUGAAUAACAGGGCAAUUCUUUCCCGCGGUGGAGAUUAUCAAAUUAAUAGGCACAAAAACAGUACUCAUCCCAGCAUUCCACUUGCUGAAGUCAAAAGCAAUAUUGUGCCAAUUAAUCACAUCUCAGUGCCAAAACGUGUAAGAGCCAAAUCAUGUAUAGUUCCAGCCAAACCAGCUCCAGCAAGGAAUCCUGAUGCUGAAGUUACUACAGGAAAUGAUAAAUCUUCCUCAAAUGAUGACAUUGAAGAGGAUGAUAAUAAUGACAAUCAUAAAAUAGAAACAAUGGCAACAUCGAAUUUACAGAACAAUAAGACAGUAAAUUCGCAAUCACAACGCACAGAGAGUUCUGGCAGAUGCAGUGCCAUUACAGCAGACACAACUCUCCAGACAAACCUGUCCAAUUUUGUUACGGUUACAAAACAAACCUUUGAAGAAAAAGUAAUAUCAAUGAUAGAAAAGCUCUCCAUCAAAGUUGACAACCUUAAAGAAGCUAGCAGCACAACAGCAGCUAAUAUUGAAAGUCACCACAGGUGUGGUAGAUUUCAAUUGGUGGGUGUGACCAUAUAUAAUUAA
Molecule: messenger RNA, 1098 nt
Organism: Paramuricea clavata
Lineage: Eukaryota; Metazoa; Cnidaria; Anthozoa; Malacalcyonacea; Plexauridae
Source: the annotation of a GenBank genome assembly